AUGAUUGUUGUUCCAGGUCUGGGUGUCAUGUGCAACCCCCGCAACAAAUGCGCUCUCCAGCCGGGCCACAGUUUGAUGGAUUGGAUCCGACUCGGUAACUCCGGGAAGGAUCUCACGGGCGUCGGCGGGAGAAUGCGACCAGUCACACCCGCUGAACUCUCCACACACAAUACAACAAACGAUGCCUGGCUGGCGAUACGCGGCCGCGUCUACAAUAUAACGCAUUAUCUACCGUACCACCCUGGAGGGCCCGAGGAACUAAUGCGAGGCGCCGGUAUGGACGCCACACAACUCUUCGAUAAAGUUCACCCCUGGGUCAACUACGACUCUCUCCUCGCAAAAUGUCUCGUAGGACCGCUUAGAUUCGAUCUCCCCGAUGCAGAGGAACUCUUCGACACUUCAAACCCGUCACCUAAGUCCGACCGUCUCAGAGAACCGUCUAAAGCGCAAGAAUUAGUUAGAAAGUCCAUGGAGAACUUAGCAAAUUGCAUAACACCGGUUAGGAAGAAAAUUACUAAAGGUGAUGACAAUUCUAAAGGGAGUCCACCUAGCAAGAUUAUGCAGAGCUUAGUCCAGUCCGCUGAUUUACCCAUGUCGAUAAGUCGCAGAGCAGCCUCGAGUCCCGUGAAAAAAACGGACAAGAGUCCAGAUUCACCUCUACCUCUCCGCCAUGAUUGGAUUCAAACAUCAACAAAACUAACGAUAUCCGUGUACACAGGACACCUGGCUAACCCGGGUGGCUGUGCCCGGAUUACUGAAGGCUUUUUGUUGAUUGAAGUUGCGACCAACGGCUGGUUGAGGACGCUUAAAAUAAAGCCCGAAGCUAAAUUAAAGGAACCUCUACAGCUGCGUGUGUUCGCUGAGAGCGGAAAAAUAGAGAUCACCGCACUCAAAGCGGAGCCGAGUGUUUGGAAGGGUUGUGGGGAGGUGACGCUGGGGGCGGCUAGCCGCGUCUCCUCGCCGCGGACCGUCGAGUGCCGGGUCAUGGAGGUGAGCAGGGUGUCACACGACACCUCGCUACUGUCCGUGUGUCCCAGAGCUGGGCCAGUCGUCGUGCCAUUAGGACAUCAUGUACGAGUGCACAGAAGAGUUGAAGGCUCAGAAUGUGUGCGUUCAUAUACGCCUGUUGGUGAGGGCUGGGGACCGCCAGAUGGCACUGAAAUCUUCUCAGCACUCCGACUGGCGGUGAAGCGUUACGACAGUGGUGUCCUCUCACCGCACCUCACAGCACUAAAAGUUGGAGACCUCAUUACCCUCUCUGGACCUUACGGCAACUUUCAACUGCAAAAGCUGAAGACAGUAAAGAGCCUGUAUUUGAUAGCGGCCGGUACUGGGAUCACGCCUAUGCUCGGCCUUAUAAAGUUUAUGAUGUCAAGGUCUAAUCCUAGAUGGCUGAAGAUCACACACGUUCUAUCAGACGCCAGUUCAUCUUGGUCUGGUCACAAAGGUCGCAUCAGGGACGAGUUGCUUACAGAAAUACUAGGACAAGUGAAAUGUGACGACAAAUGUUCUCAUUACGCUUGCUUGUGUGGCCCUACUGAGUUCACUUACGCUGGCCUCGAUUUAUUGAAGAAACAUGGCUUCAAAGACGACUGUAUUCACGCUUUUAUGGGAUGA
Molecule: messenger RNA, 1617 nt
Organism: Spodoptera littoralis (African cotton leafworm)
Lineage: Eukaryota; Metazoa; Arthropoda; Insecta; Lepidoptera; Noctuidae
Source: the annotation of a GenBank genome assembly